Molecule: messenger RNA, 342 nt
Organism: Caenorhabditis remanei
Lineage: Eukaryota; Metazoa; Nematoda; Chromadorea; Rhabditida; Rhabditidae
Exons: 2
Coding region: 1-342 (113 amino acids)
Source: RefSeq, a predicted model, not a curated record
AUGAGGAGACGGACAAUAGUUAUUCGUAUUAUACUUUGCCAUGUCACACCAAUCUUGCUCUAUCUACUCGGCUCGUAUGCUCCAAACAGAUUUUUAAACUAUGACAGGAGUGAGGAGGAGAAGGUGAAAGAUUACAUUUCAACUACACAACUUCGAGAAACUAUAAUUCAAGAAUCCGAGGAGGAGGAUGUGGAAGACAUCGAGCGGAUUACAGCUUCUACAAUGAAAGUUCCAGAGGAAUGGACCACCACCACUACCAUUGAGCCGACCAGCACGACAACAGGGUCUUUCACUACCACUACAGUAGCACCACUACCUCUGAGAUCUACAUCAUCAAACUGA